Messenger RNA from Guillardia theta CCMP2712, 2100 nucleotides. RefSeq lists its product as hypothetical. The transcript has 2 exons. NCBI's taxonomy places the organism in Eukaryota, Cryptophyceae, Pyrenomonadales, Geminigeraceae. Bases 1 to 2100 code for a protein of 699 amino acids. The record is from RefSeq and is a predicted model, not a curated record.
AUGCUUCGAAACAUGUGGCCAAUAUCUAUUGUGAACCCUGACGAGAUCGUGCAGUACCCCGAACUGAUGCGGAGACUGGAUGAAUUCGCAAGGCAGAACCCCAAAAGCAGGACGAGCAAAGCUCUGAAAGCCAAAGAAAUAUCCUUGGAAGCCUUAGCCGAAGCCAUCAGUCAGACAUGCAGCUUUGCUGAACCCUCGUCACUGGAGAAUCCGAAAGGGCUCAGGCAGUGGGGUGACGAUGUCAGGCAGUGGUACCUGUCAGAGUUCCAAGCUGACAGACAAAGGCAGAUGGAGGCCAGAUCAUAUGAUGAUCAGGGCACCAAUGUGCAGACGAUUACCAUGAAGGUACUUGGGAUCCCUGCAUACUUUUCCAGACAGGUGGAAAACUUAUGCCUCAAGCUUGAAGAGCAAGGCUUGAUCGUAGAUCAGACGCAAGACAGCAGGAGCCUGAUCUUCAAGGCUCCCUUGAAGCCUGACCUUGUGCAGGCAGCGGAGAUCCCAGCAGUGAUCACAUUUGUCCGCAAUGAGGCGGCUGAGAAACUCUGGAAAGGAGAAGGUACCUUCAAGGUGGCAGGCAGGAGGAUUCUAGCAGUGAACCCAGCAGCCAACCCACCGAUCUCGUUCAAGAUGCGGCCAAAGAAGGAGAACAUGGGCAGAGUUGGAAUCCUAGCUGAGGUGGCCCAACUCCUGAUGCUCAACGAUUCGAGCACAGGUGACAUAUGUGAGAUCUACAGCCAGCUAUGCCUGAAGCAGGGAUUAGCGAUCAUUGAUCUGAUCCCAAACGCGGGAAUGACAGUGAACCUCCCCCCCAAGAGGAACCUGCCGCCAAAGAAGGUGUUCGCUGCGGUAGGAAUAGAAACAGUCAACCAGAACAGAGAGGUCGACUGGAUCGCAACGUGCCCGAGCCUUGAAGCAGCGGACAUCGUUCUUCAAGCAUUCGAUAGACAUGGAAAGGAUCGUGCAGGAGUCACUUUGGGACUGGUCUCAGAGAAUGACAAAAUACUGAAAUGGUUCUCAGUGCAGAUGGAAGCAACGGCGCUGCACAAGAAUAUGAAGAAUGCGGUGCGACAAGAGGGCACGGCAAUGGCAACGGGAGCAGAGAUGCUGUACUCAGUGCAAAUCUCCUCUCCUGUGCCGUCAGGGAAGUUCUCCCGAAAUGAGAUUGAAAAAAUCUGCGCAAGUGAUGAAACGGGCAGAGCAAAAGUCAUCCGAAACAUCCGGAGGGCUGUUGCUUGCUGGGAUCCACAGGUGGAAAAAGAUCUCCAACGGAUCCACCUCCAAUGCGAUCCAGAAACGGGGAUCUGGGAUGGGUCUGGUAUCAUUCUCCGGCUACGAAAUGAAAGUAGUGCAAGAAAGAUGAUGGCUGAAUUCCCCACACAGCUCCUCUGCUGGCAAGGCACAGUUGAAAUCCAAACGACAGCGAGCAGUCUGAACCUCCAAGUGUCGCCUCAGGCAACUCGCGAUCAGUCUAACCCUGAGGCCAGGUCACAAGCGACGGGGACCAGAGCAGAAGGAACGGUGUGGAAAGAGAUUGAGCUCAGUUCCAUUAUCAAUGAAACCAACCUCCCAGAUGCGGGAACGGACGUGGUCGUCGAAGAACUUAAGGAAGCUAUUGCUGACGUAAGUAGGAGCGAGCUGCAACAGCAAGGGCAGCUUCAACUCCAUCUUGAUGACGCGGUGCAAGAGAUGGCUCCGGAGAGCCCAGGAAAUGCAUCCUUCCCCACGCUGCAAGAGUGGGCUGAUAAGGGUGCCAACGAGGCAGAGAAUGCCAUGAGCAAGCGACUGCGAGAUCGAGUCAGGGUGAUCGCAGGCAAGCAUACGUGGAAGGUAGCGAAGCGCAAGAACAGCGCUUUCGCACCAAAUGAAGAGAAGCCAUUGAAAACUGACCUUCUCUUCAUUGCUUUGAAUAAAUUCCUGGAGGAAACGGCGCUCUCCCUCGUAGGAAUGCUGGGAGAUAGAAACGAAUUGAAACUUGUUUUGAGCAGUGAGAUACAGAUGGAAGACGCGCGAGUGGAAGAUGCACCCGAGGCAGGGAGCAAAGCGGUAGAAGUGGAAGAGAUGUCGCUUGACUCCUCCCCAACCGCGCCGCUUGACGCCUAA